AAAUAUAUUUGUUUAAAUAUUAUAUAUCCCUAAAAACAUUUACGAGUAUAUACAUACAUGUAAACAAGCCACUAAACGUGCAUAUUAGCAUUUAUAUAUUCUUUGACACACGACAACCCUGCCUGUGCAUGCACUUUACGAAGCAGCAGCAAAAGUAAAAUUAACAAAUACCGCUUGUCAUCUCUUUCGCACAUAUAGAAGUGCUUUGGAACUGACAUUUGUACGCUCACUACAUGUGCGCGUUCAUUCGCACUCACACCGCAUACGACCCUGACGAGCGAUUAUUGAUCAUUCACAAUGGGGGCAAUGCAAAAAUCUAUUUCGAUUUUUGCUUGUACAUUUUUCAAGAUGGCCGUAUCGCAUUCAGUGUAGACACGAGAAAGUGUAGCAAUCUUUUUUUUGCAAUAGUUUUGCUUGUUAUCUAACAUAAAAAUACAUAUUAGCACUUUGUGUGUAAAGUGCUACUGUGAAAGUAUAUAAAUAUAUUAAAUAUUUUAAGAAUUUCACAUUAUUGUGAACGCUGUGGUGGAUAGAAUUUUUUUCUCAAUUGCAGCGUUGUUGUUGUUGUUUAAGUUGUGCAGUGGCGGCAGAAUAACGCACUGUGGAAAAAAAUUGUGACACUCCAAGGAAUUUUUGAUAAAAAUCUUAUAUCUUUGCGAUUUUUAACGGUACUAUCGAAAUUGUAUAGUGAUUAUAAGCACAGCAUAAUAUAUUCGCUGCAUUGGAAAAUUGCAUGAAUAGUUAAUUAAACUUGAUUAAUUGCACGCUAGCUUACCGCUGGCAGCAUAAAAUGCUCAUAAAUCUUCAUGUGGCGGCAAAAUUUUGACAUUAAAGCAACAACCACUUAUUUACAAUAACAAAAUUUAGAAAUAUCUAAUAAAAACAAACAACGAAAAACAUUCAUAAAGAAGUGUGGCUUAAAUAGUGAAAUUGUUUGGCUAAAAGCAAACAGUGAAUAAAAAGAAAGUGGUGAAAAUGAGUAGUGAACUGAUUGAAGAAGGUGGUGUUAUUGAUACCGGCAGCGAUGAGGUGUUAUUAACGAAUGGUGCAAACGAGACGGACGAAGGAGUUGCCGAGUACUUGGAAGAGGUAAAGCACGACCCAAUGGUAGCUGACAACAAGUCGAUAAGCCCAACUAAGCGUGGCCGCAAACCACGCCGGCCGGCAGAAGUAGAAGAAGAGGAUAAUGUUGAAGCACUUGAAGAUGAGGACGAAGGUGAAGUAAUUGAGCAUAUUUUACAAGACGAAGAUGAACCAGAUGAAGAGGAGGAGGAAGAAGGCGAGGAUGAGGAGAAGGAGGAAGUUCAUAAGCCGGUUUUGCACAAACCAACACAAUUGCCGAAAAAGCGCAAAGAUGUUGCAGUUAAGCAAAGUCCAAAUUUGACAGAAAAAGACGAAGAAGAUUAUGUGGACGAUGGCGAGCAGCCAACAAGUACGGCACGCGAAGCUGCCAAAAUGGAAAAUCAUGUCGAUGAGAAUCAAUGUCGUGUCUGUACCAGCAAAGACGAUUUGGUCAGCCUUUUUAAAAUCAUCAAUAAACAAACAAUUGCCGAUAAAUUAAUGAAUAUAUGUCCGACCGUGUCCAUUGCUCCAAAAGAUUUUAUGCCACAAUUUAUAUGCAAUACUUGCUUGGAUAAUGUAAACAUUGCUUUACAGUUAAAAACACAGUGUGAAGAUACUGAGCGAGAAUUGAGAAAGAAACUUUCACGCAGCAAGAACAAAGUACGACGACCGGCUGGUUAUGUGGUCAUAGAUGCAACGCUGGACUCUGAUCCCUCCGAUGAAGAGCCGAAUGAUGAUGUAGAAUUUAAAGUCUCCGACGAUGGUGGUAUAACGGCUGAAGAUGACUCGGAUGAUUCUGAUUUUGGUACCACAACCAAAAAGAAACGUUCUCCACGCGGAGCCGGCGGUAGAAGAGGUCGGCGUAAAUCAGCGGCAGCAGGAACACCUGGUCCCAAAUUCAAGGAGAAGAAACGAAUGGGACGGCCGCCAACAAAGCGCGCACCACCACCAUCACCCACUUUAAUUAAGGACGAAAGCAGUGAGGAGGAAUAUGUUAAGCCACAAAUAAAAAAACGUAAAAUAAAGGGUACACCGCCGUCGGAUGAGCAAGAAGAAAAACCCACAGAAUACCCUUGCGAUGAAUGUGAGCAAGUAUUUACGCGUAAACUAUCAUUAAUACUACACAAGAAGGCGCAUCUGCAUCGUGAACCACUUAAAUGUGAAGUAUGUGGACAAAUGUUCAAAAUACAGGGUGCUUACCGUAAACACGUGCAAAAACAUAACGAGGAGCCGUCAACAUUUGAAUGCCACAAAUGUGAAUACACCGCCACCAGUAAGGCCGAGUUACGCCGUCACUUAGUUGAUGAACACGACGAACAGGGUGUGCUAUAUCAAUGUGAGAAAUGUAAACGGAAAUUUGUGUCCGAAGUGCGUUUGGAGAAACACAAAGAGAUUCGUUGUCCGGGCCAGGAACGACCGAUGAAAAUGCGACACGAUGUUGAGAAUUAUAGCGUUGGAAAGGACUUAUUUAAAUCCGUUGCACCACUCACCACCACAUACUGGAGUGAUAGCUUUUCCGAUUAAAUACAUACGGUCUUAUCGAUUUCUAUUAGUUAAGUGUAAUGUAAUAAAUUGUAAUCACUUUAGUUCGAUCAACAUUGCCGUGUGUAAAUUUCAAUGAAGUCUCAAUUACUUUGUCGGAUAUUGUGCCCAAGAAAUAGUAGUUUAGCAGCAAUUACAAACAUAGUUCCAAGUGCACAUUUUUAACAAUGACAAUGUGCUGACUAUAUGUAUAUUCAAGCCAUUUGAUAAUUUCGCUUCAUUUGUAUAUACGUAUGUACGUCAGUGUUAGUUUAUUGAAAUUUAAAAUACAAAUGACAAAAUAUGGGGCUAAAAUUUUAGGCAAGCACACCAUUAUAUUUUAAGCAAAUAAAGUUUUGUUAUAAGUAUAUAUGAAAUAUUUAAAAUUUACUCCUAAUUGCAGUUAUGUUUUAAUAUUUUAAAUAAAUAUUUUACGUUUUCAUAUUAAAGUAAAAAAAAAAUAUUCGUUAGAAAACAUUUAUUUCAUUACAACACAAAUCCUAGCAUUAAUGGUUACCGUAAAUCAAAAUUUUGUAAAAAAAAAAAAUCUACUGCUAAGUAGCGCGUUGUAAAGCACAGUUCUAGUAUAUCAU
Molecule: messenger RNA, 3176 nt
Organism: Bactrocera oleae (olive fruit fly)
Lineage: Eukaryota; Metazoa; Arthropoda; Insecta; Diptera; Tephritidae
Product: zinc finger protein Paris
Cellular component (GO): nucleus
Molecular function (GO): zinc ion binding
Source: RefSeq, a predicted model, not a curated record